Messenger RNA from Psylliodes chrysocephalus, 1746 nucleotides. The record is from the annotation of a GenBank genome assembly. NCBI's taxonomy places the organism in Eukaryota, Metazoa, Arthropoda, Insecta, Coleoptera, Chrysomelidae.
AUGUCGAAGAACAACUUGAACGGGUCCAGAAGUGUCUCAUCAAAUAGUUUCAAUAGUUUUUUAUCAGAUGGAGAAAUUAUAGAAAGUGGAUUGGAAGAUAUUUCUAUUAGCAACAAACAUAAUAACAGACCUUCGUCGACUUCGAAAGCUCAAAAAGCGAAAAGAAUUAGAUUCUAUCACAACGGCAACAAAUUUUUUAACGGGGUUGUUAUACCCGUAGCUCCUGAAAGGUACAGAUCAUUUGAUAGCCUGACAAAUGAGUUAACAAACAUUCUUACUAAAAGUGUUACAUUGCCAAACGGAGUUAGAAAUGUUUAUUCCAUGGAUGGUAAAAAGGUAUCCAGUAUAGACGAUCUUGAAGAUGGUAAGGAAUACGUUGUGUGCGGUAAAGGUGAACUAUUCAAAAAGAUCGAUUACACUAAAACAGACACUCUUAGGCCGAAACGUAUGUCCAACACUAGGUUUACCAUGCAUAACGUUUCUGUGGUACCGAAAAUUAUCGUACCCGAUUGCGUACGACCGAGGAUCGUUACUAUUAUUAGGAAUGGAAUUAAACCAAGAAAGAUUUUACGACUACUUCUCAAUAAGAGAAACUCUCCUAGCUUGGAUCACGUUUUGAGCGUGUUAUCGGAACAGGCUCAACUAGCCGUAAGAAAAGUGAUUACCUUAUCGGGUCAAUCUAUCAACGAUCUCUCUCAGUUUUUCGAAAACGACGAUGUUUUUUUUAUUUACGGAAACGAAAAGCCAUCCGUGAACGAUCUCGAACUGGAAUUUGAAGAAAGCAAAAUGAUUCAGUCGUAUAAGAAGACCACGAUACAUAGAAAUGGUGGGGGACCCAAGCCUAAAAUGCCCAAAAAGGAAUUUAACAGAACGUACGAGUCUGAAGAGAGCCUAUUAAAGAAAUUAAGUGAAGACAGUAAUUUACUUCUACCUCCUCCUCUAAAGAACAAAUAUACAGUAGGAAGAAAAGUUAUAGGAGAUGGAAAUUUUGCCGUAGUUAAAUUAUGUAGAGACAAUGAAACAAAUAAGGAAUAUGCUUUGAAAAUCAUAGAUAAAUCGAAGUGCAAAGGAAAAGAAGAUAUGAUAGAAAAUGAAGUUAAGAUACUCAGGAAAGUUAACCAUCAAAAUAUUAUGGCUUUAAUAGCGGAUUCGGAUACGAAAAAUAUUCUAUUUUUAGUUUGUGAAUACGUCUCAGGUGGCGACUUAUUCGACCAAAUAACAAUUGCUCAGAAAUACUCCGAGGAGCAAGCAGCCUUAAUGAUAAAUCACUUAGUCUCAGCCUUAGCCUAUUUACAUGGUAUGAAUAUAGUACAUCGGGAUGUUAAACCUGAAAAUUUGUUAGUUGAAUUACAUAAUAAUAGAAUUAAGCUAUUAAAAUUAGGCGAUUUUGGAUUAGCUUGUGAAGUAACGAGACCUUUAUAUACCGUUUGCGGUACCCCUACUUAUGUAGCUCCAGAAAUUUUGGCUGAAACUGGAUAUACACUUAAGAUCGAUGUUUGGGCUGCAGGAGUAAUCCUAUACAUUCUCCUUUGCGGCUACCCGCCCUUCGUUAGCCAAGAUAACGACCAAGAAAGACUAUUCGAUUGCAUCCUCUCCGGUCAGUACGAGUUCCCGGAAGAAUACUGGCAAGACGUUUCGUCAUCGGCGAAGGAACUCAUCCAGAACAUGCUCCAAUUGGAUCCCGAUUUGAGAUUUUCCGCAGAAGACGUGUUAGACCAUCCCUGGCUCCAACCUGCUAUUUGCUAG